Pollicipes pollicipes is the source of this 1606-nucleotide messenger RNA. RefSeq names its product glutathione S-transferase C-terminal domain-containing protein homolog. Gene Ontology annotation, cellular component: cytoplasm. The record is from RefSeq and is a predicted model, not a curated record. Lineage: Eukaryota; Metazoa; Arthropoda; Thecostraca; Pollicipedomorpha; Pollicipedidae.
AUGACGACCAGGCUGGGGCCGCUGGAGGAGGACGGCGAGGUGCUGUCGGCGUAUGACGGGCUACAGAUCUACCUGCCGUGUCUGGACGAUAGCGGCCUGGUGCCGGUGGAGACGGCCGCCGGACUCUUCACACUCCUGCUUGGCUUCCGGCGCGGCACGCUGGCGCCGCCCGCCGACGCCUCGCUGUGGACGAGGUUCUGCGAGCGCGACGUGCCGGCCGCCGUGCGCCGCGUGCUGGCGGCCGUCGCUCCGGAGGCGGGCGUCGCAGGUCCGUUCGAGCACCACAUGCAGCAGCCGCUGCGCGUGCACAACGUCUGGAAGCAGGAGCAGGCGUUCGGAGGCCGGGCACGGAAUUGGAAGAGCGGCGACCACCGCAUGUCGUUACAGUGCGUGCGGCACACGUACGCGGAGGGCCACGUGCUGACCAUCAGCGACCUGCUGCUGUACCCGUGGCGUGCGCGUCGUGCAGGAGGCGCUGGAGCCGCACGGCCACUCCGGCUGCUGCUGCCGCGCGUGCCGCCGCAGAGCCUGUACAAGAAGGAUCCGGCGCGCUACAAGCCCAAGAGCCGCCUGUUCACCGUGCAGUCUGACGUGUCGGCGGCGCUGGACCGGCUGGAAGCGGCGCAGUUCGGCAGCCGCGUGGCGGCGCACCCGGGCCACGGCCGGCUCCGGCUCGACUGGGAACGCGCUGCCGGCGGCCGCCAGCCGGCCGAGGGCGGCCUUCCUGCCACCCGCUCCAACCGCAAGCAGCACCAGCUGGAGAACCUGGCCUGGCUGGCAGUGCGCGCCGCGCGGCCCGGCGACACGCUCGUGGACUUCUGCUGCGGCGGCGGCCAUCUGGGCCUGCUGCUGGCCGUCCUGCUGCCCGCCUGCAGCGUUGUGCUGGUCGAAAACAAGGAGGAGUCGCUGCAGCGGGCCCAGCACCGCAUCGCCGCGCUCGGUCUCACCAAUGUCAGCCUGUACCAGUGCAACAUGGAGUUCUACCGCGGCGCCUUCCAGCUGGGCGUGGCGCUGCACGCGUGCGGGGUGGCCACCGACCUGGUGGAGCACUGCCUGGCGGCCGGCGCGGCGCUGCUCUGCUGCCCCUGCUGCUACGGCGCCGUGCACGACUUCGGCCCGGUGCGCUACCCGCGCAGCGCGGCCGGCCGGCGCACGGGCGCCGCGCCACGCGACUGGCUCGUGCUAGGCCACGCCGCCGACCAGACGCACGCCGACGACUCGGCCAAGUCGCAGCAGGGCCGCGUCUGCAUGGCGCUGGUCGACUCGGACCGCGCCGCGCACCUGGCCGAGGCCGGCUACCGCGUGCUGCUCACCGUCGCCGAGCCGGCCGACUGCAGCAACAAGAACCAUCUGCUGGUGGCCGUGCCGCCCGGCUGGGACGGCGACGCCAGCUUCCUGGCCGGCGCGGCGCCGCCCGUUGGCUGCCAAUUAGGCGGCGACAACUGAGACGCGCCGCGACGGGCGGCGCUGGUGACGAUGGCGACGCUGGCGCGUGUUGUUUUUGUGUUCAGCGGAUGUGUAGGAUGAAGAGGCCGUGGGAUAAGCGGGCGUUGAUUUAUCAUGAACGUGUAACUAUUGGUUUUAAAAUAUACAUGCCAAAAGCUUG